Messenger RNA from Morus notabilis, 2246 nucleotides. Its product is annotated as sialyltransferase-like protein 1. The record is from RefSeq and is a predicted model, not a curated record. The transcript is spliced from 11 exons. Gene Ontology annotation, biological process: pollen germination; pollen tube growth. The coding region runs from base 292 to 1776 and encodes 494 amino acids. Gene Ontology annotation, molecular function: sialyltransferase activity. NCBI's taxonomy places the organism in Eukaryota, Viridiplantae, Streptophyta, Magnoliopsida, Rosales, Moraceae.
CUUAAACAGAAAGAGAGAGAGAGAGAGAGAGAAAUGGAAGUCUGACUCUGAAAUACGAUUUCCAGUGCGGCAAUUGAGUGUUUCACUCUUCAUCUCUCUGCCUUAACUCCACCAAAAGAGAAAGACAUUCCAAUUUUCGUUUCAAUCCAUUCCUUGUCGUUUUCCUCUGUCUCCUUCCCCAGGGGAUCGAAAUUCCGAUUUAUUCCGCAUGUGUGUUCUGUAAAGCAGUGCUCAAUAAGAGAGAGAGAGAGAGAGAGAGAGAAGAGAGAGAGAGGGAGAGUUAGGGUUUCAAUGAGAGGUCACAAAACAGGAGGCUUCAACGCCAACAGCCACCACACACGGCGGCCGACCGUCAUAUAUCUGGUCUUUGCCGCCGCAUUCUUCGCUCUCCUCGUUUUCGCCAUUCAGUUCUCUUUCUUCACAGGUGGAGGUGACGGUGGCGCUGGCGGUGGCGUUACUUCCGAGCAAAACGAUCCUCAAGCUGUUACUCAGAAAUUGAAUCUCACCGCCCAACAAGAUUCCAAAAGCCUCUUCGAUUUUCAGUCCUCUCUUCAGCAAUGCGUGGCAAACAGAGGGCUCGGACUCACCGCACAUAUCAUUGACCAUUGCAACUUGGUACUCCAGUUCCCCAAAGGCACUAACAGCACAUGGUACAGUGAGCAGUUCAAAAUCUAUGAACCAUUGGAGUACAAGUACAACACUUGUGAGGCACUUCUACUAUGGGAACAGUAUCGUAACAUGACAACAGUGCUAACAAGAGAAUAUCUAGAUGUUCGGCCUAAAGGAUGGGAAGAGUAUGCGGCAAAAAGGAUAGCUCAAUUAGGAGCUGAUAAAUGCUACAAUCGGACUCUCUGCGAGGAACACCUCAAUUUGAUUUUACCAGCAAAGCCCCCUUUUCAUCCUCGACAGUUCCGCACAUGUGCAGUUGUUGGAAAUUCGGGAGAUCUCUUGAAGACUAAUUUUGGAGAAGAGAUUGAUUCUCAUGAUGCUGUGAUACGAGACAAUGAGGCUCCUGUUAAUGAGAAAUAUGCCAAGUAUGUUGGGUUGAAGAGGGAUUUUCGACUUGUAGUCAGAGGUGCUGCUCGUAAUAUGAUUACCAUUUUAAAUGGGUCUGCCGAUGAGGUACUCAUAAUCAAAAGUGUGACACACAGAGAUUUCAAUGCAAUGAUCAAGAAAAUUCCAAAUCCAGUUUAUCUCUUUCAAGGAAUCGUACUACGCCGAGGUGCAAAAGGAACCGGAAUGAAAUCUAUAGAACUAGCACUCUCCAUGUGUGACAUUGUUGACAUAUAUGGUUUCACAGUUGACCCUGGCUAUACUGAAUGGACAAGAUACUUCUCUACACCUAGGAAAGGUCACAACCCACUUCAAGGAAGGGCGUACUACCAGCUCCUAGAGUGCCUUGGUGUUAUUAGGAUCCAUUCUCCCAUGAGAUCUGAGAGGAAGCAGGACUGGUCAGAUGUUCCAAGUCGAGAGAUGAUAAGCAGAGCUCAUAUGGCAGCCCUGCGUUUAAAGAGGGGUCAAGAUGGCGAUUUGGGACAGUUCGGUAGUUGUAAGGUUUUGGGCAAUGUGGACCCCAAAAGCAAUGGACCCGUCUCAGGAUCUCCAGACAUGAGCAACGUAAGAAAGUUCUCGAACUACAGUAAAUGGGAAGUAAUGCCUUUUGAGAGUCUGAGAAUGGAAGCACAGGAUCAUUAUAACCAAAUGGAGGGAGUCUCCUUAUACAAAAUGGAUGGAAACAAGUUGGAUGAUCUAGUUUGCGUGAGGCACUCCUCAUAAUCCAAGGUAUAAUUCGAAUUCCCUUGUGUGUGUUCGUAACGUGCAUUCUAACGCUCUUCUUGUGGAGAAAAUGCCCAACUGGAUAUUCCCAUUUCCUCAUGGAAUUUCGAGUUAAAGCGAUUCUCGGACACAGUUGAUAUGAUUUGGGCUUGUGCUGUUGCUAUCUGAACAUGCAAUCACUCUACAGUCAACUAACUUGAUUUGCAGCAGUGUCAUUAUCAGCAAUCCAUGUCUGCCUGUGGGGAAAGGUUAACAUGCUUAUCGGCAAUCAAUAUUUCAGCUUUAAUAGGAACUCCAGGGAAAGGAUUCUAAUGUGUGAUACGAGUAUAGACGUUACCGUUUUUUUAUUUUUGAUUGAUAUUGUAUUUUUCUAAUAAAAUUGUUUUUUUUCUAAUAAAAUUGUUUUUUGUUAGAUUUUUUAGUACAAAAUAUGUAGCUACUGAAUCCAACUAAAGCAACUGAUUACUCCU